CAAAACUGAUAGGUUGCUACGAUUGUUUGAAGUCUGUAGUUUAUGUUUUCUCUGGUGCUAUUUUUUCUAUUGGAGAUUUAGUCUGGAUUAUCUUUUAAAAUGGAGGAUUAAAUACCUUAAGUCUUUAUACAAAAGAAGAAAUGACUGAUGAACAUGAGUCUACUUGUAUAUAUAAUUUAAGUGUUUCUACAAAAGAAGAAAUGACUGAUGAACAUGAAUCUACUUGUAUAAAUGAUUUGAGUGUUUCUACAAAAGAAGAAAUGACUGAUAAACAUGAGUCUACUUGUAUAAAUAAUUUAAGUAUUUCUACAAAAGAAGAAAUUACCGAUGAAUAUGAGUCUACUUGUAUAAAUAGCUUAAGUGUUUCUAUAAAAGAAGAAAUGACCGAUGAAUAUGAGUCUAAUUGUAUAAAUAAUUUAAGUAUUUCUAUAAAAGAAGAAAUUACUGACGAAUAUGAGUCUACUUGUAUAAAUAAGUUUAGUGUUUCUAUGAAAGAAGAAAUAACUGAUGAAAAUGAGUCUGCUCACACUAGCAAAAGAAGGCAUUUCAUAAAAGAAGAAAGAACUGAUGAAAAUGAGUCUGAUCGAGGACUUAUUCCUAUGAAACAAGAAGAAGAACUUCUUAUUUCAGAUGUGGGUACUAUGGAUUCCCACGACAAAAUAACUGAGAUUAGUGGAGGUCGCAUAACAACCUAUGCAUACAACGCUUUUAAGAAUCCAGCUCAUUCAAUGCCUUCCGAUACAAGUGAGAUGAUUUAUUAUAACUGUCAUGAUUGUGGUGGUUAUGUAAGAUUAUCAGCUGAUAAUUUAAAGUUACAUGUAACAUCACAUCAGAAAAAUAAGAAGUCUUCUCAAUCUGAUUCAUCAGAUAUGAUGGAAGUAGAUAAAAUGUCUCAUCAAUGUCAUAAUCAAUCUUUUCAUUCUGAUCCGAAAUAUGAAACAUCUGAACUUAUGGACAAACAGAAAAAGGUCCUCCAUAGAGAUAAAAAACCUCAUAAAUGUCCUCAUUGUGAUUAUAAAUCAACAUUAGCAACAGAUUUAAAAACUCAUAUAAUGGCUCGUCAUACUGGUGAAAAGCCUUAUCAUUGUCCUUAUUGUAAAUAUAAAUCAGUAUCUGGUGGGAAUUUGAAAAAACAUAUUAUGGCCUGUCAUACUGGUGAAAAGCCUCACCAAUGUCCAUAUUGUGAAUAUAAAUCAGUAUAUGCAGCAAGUUUAAAAAUACAUAUAAUGGCUCGCCAUACUGGUGAAAAGCCUUAUCAAUGUUCUUAUUGUAAAUAUAAAUCAGUAUCUGGUGGGAGUUUGAAAAAACAUAUUAUGGCCUGGCACAUUGGUGAAAAGCCUCACCAAUGUCUAUAUUGUGAUUAUAAAUCAAUAAAAGCAUCAGAUUUAAAAAAUCAUACAAUGGCUCGUCAUACUGGUGAAAAGCCUUAUCAUUGUUCUUAUUGUAAAUAUAAAUCAGUAUAUGGUAGGAGUUUGAAAAAACAUAUUAUGACCUGUCACACUGGUGAAAAGCCCCAUCAUUGUCCUUAUUGUGAAUAUAAAUCAGCAUAUAGUAGUUCUGUGAAAUAUCAUAUUAAGUCCCAUCAUACAGGAGAAAAACCUCAUCAAUGUAUUCAAUGUGAUUAUGAAUCAAUAACUCCUGGAGAAUUAAAAAGACAUAUAAUGGUCCGUCAUAUUGGUGAAAAGCCUCAUCUGUGCCCUUUUUGUGAAUAUAAAGCGGCACAAACAUCUAAUUUAAAAAAUCAUAUAAUGACCCGUCAUCCAGAUGAAAUUCCUCAUAAAUGUCUUCAUUGUAAUUGUAAAUUUGUAGAUCCAUAUCAGUUAAAAUAUCAUAUAUUGGCCAGUCAUACAGGUGAAAAGCUUAGUCAAUGCCCUCAAUGCAAUUAUAAGUCAUUGACUUCCACAGCAUUGAAAAAACACAUAUUGGCCCAUCAUACAGGUGAAAAGCUUCUUCAGUGCUUUCAUUGUGAAUUCAGAACACGUUACCGACCACUAUUGAAAACUCACAUGAGGGCCUGUCAUAAAGUUUAGAAGUUGUGGUUACUACCCUUAAUCUAUCUUUAAUAUGCAGAAAAUUAAUGAUUAAACGUCAUCCCUGCAUUUCUUUUUAUUUACUAUUUAAAACUUUUAUUAUUAUCAUGAAAACAUAACAUAAUUUCAAUUUUUUUAAAAAAUAUCAAUUAGUGUAUUUUAGAAAUGUUAAAUUACCAACAUAGAAGACAACUUGAAUGUAUGAAAAAAUAAAAU
Molecule: messenger RNA, 2246 nt
Organism: Nezara viridula (southern green stink bug)
Lineage: Eukaryota; Metazoa; Arthropoda; Insecta; Hemiptera; Pentatomidae
Source: the annotation of a GenBank genome assembly